AUGGAGCUUUUAUGGUCCGUUUUGGGCUUGUUCGCAGCAUUCUUUGUGUCCCAGAUCAUCUAUGAUGUCUUCUUCUCCCCGUUGAGGUCCAUCCCAGGACCUUCUUUGGCCCGUUUUACGAGGCUUUGGGAAUUGCAUGUCCUUCAACAUGGACACUCGCAUAUGGAAUUCGUCCGUCAACAUGAGAAGCAUGGUACUGUCGUUCGAGUAGCACCAAACCGUUAUAGCUUCAGUCGCCCUGAAGACGUCAAACUCAUCUACUCCCCCGGCAGCAAAUUCCCCAAAUCCGAGUACUACGAGGCCUCCGGCAACCCUCACCAAACCAACAUCUUCUCCGUCCGGGACAUGGCAGAUCAUGCGGAUAGACGCCGGAAGGUCGCUUCGUUGUAUACUAUGUCGACUAUGGUGGCUUAUGAGUCUGCUGUGGAUCGGAUGACUGCGGUUUGUCUGAGGAAGUUGGAACAGAUUGGUAGGGAAGAGAGGUCUGUGUCUGUGCCGCAGUUUAUGCAGUAUUAUGCUUUCGAUGUUAUUGGGGAGAUUACGGUGGAUGAGAACUUUGGAAUGAUGGAAAGAGAAGGCGAUAACACCGGCUUCAUUGAUACAAUCCGCGAUUCACUCGUAUACCAUGCAAAAUACGGACUGAUUCCGGACGUUCACCGCGCACUCGUCAAGAUCACAGACAUCAUCGGCAAGCAGGGCUCGGGAAGAUUUCUCCAGGAUCUCCUCGUGAGGAAGAUAGAGGAACACAGCAGUGACGGGUUUAAAGACAAGCGUGACCCACGCUCCGAGCCAUUCAUCGCUAAGGUCCUAGAGCAGGAAGCUGCUCAGAAACUUACCCGCAUCAAUGUGCUUGACUCUUGUGGCGCCAACAUUGCCGCUGGCUCUGAUACCACGGGGAUCUCACUGAGUGCAGCAUUGUAUUAUAUUUACAGGAACCCGACAAAGUUGGCCAAACUGAGGCAAGAGAUCGAUCAAGGACAAGCAACCGGUCAGGUGUCAGACCCGGUGACCUUCAAGGAGUCGCAAAACAUGCCCUACCUUCAAUCCGUGAUCAAGGAAGCUUUGAGGAUGCACCCUGCUGUAGGAACUAUCCUAGCUAGAACUGUUCCGGAAGGAGGAGCACAUUUUGCAGGGCGUUAUUUUCCCGCUGGAACCCAAGUUGGUGCAAAUGCAUGGGUUUUGCACUAUGACCCUAAGAUUUAUGGACCAGACCCAUACGAGUUCCGGCCAGAGCGAUGGCUCGAGCAUGACAACGGCUCGAAAUUGCGAGAGGCUAUGUUCUUUCCAUUUGGCGCUGGCUCUCGUACAUGCAUCGGCAAAAAUAUCAGCAUACUGGAAAUGAGCAAGGUGAUUCCUCAGAUUGUCCGUGCCUUUGACUUCGAAUUCAAGCGACCAGAGCAGGAAUGGGAUUUAUUUUGUUCGUGGUUCGUCUGGCCUGAAUAUGAGUGUCUGGUUCAUCCUCGUCAAGCUGCAGGGGAAAACUAA
Aspergillus chevalieri is the source of this 1485-nucleotide messenger RNA. RefSeq names its product cytochrome P450. The coding region runs from base 1 to 1485 and encodes 494 amino acids. The record is from RefSeq and is a predicted model, not a curated record. Lineage: Eukaryota; Fungi; Ascomycota; Eurotiomycetes; Eurotiales; Aspergillaceae. The transcript is spliced from 5 exons. Gene Ontology annotation, molecular function: heme binding; monooxygenase activity; oxidoreductase activity, acting on paired donors, with incorporation or reduction of molecular oxygen.